Messenger RNA from Lathyrus oleraceus (garden pea), 1608 nucleotides. RefSeq names its product polygalacturonase At1g48100. NCBI's taxonomy places the organism in Eukaryota, Viridiplantae, Streptophyta, Magnoliopsida, Fabales, Fabaceae. The transcript has 6 exons. Gene Ontology annotation, molecular function: polygalacturonase activity. Bases 68 to 1345 code for a protein of 425 amino acids. The record is from RefSeq and is a predicted model, not a curated record. Gene Ontology annotation, biological process: carbohydrate metabolic process.
ACUUAAGAAAAUCUCUUCUCUUGAAAUCCUCCAAUUUUUCACUUUUUAUACACCCCUCUCUUUCAAAAUGAAGACUAUGAAUAUAAACACUAUUACAUUGAUCAUUUCCAUUGCUUUUUUGAUCAUGUAUUCUAGUUUUGAAAGGUCUAGUGCCACAAGAAUCAACCAUGGGAGAAAACUCAAAGGUGGUUCUUUUACUUUUAAUGUGUUAGAUUUUGGAGCUAAAGGCGAUGGACGCGCCGACGACACAAAAGCUUUUGAAGAUGCAUGGGCAGCUACAUGUAAGAUUGAGGCAUCAACAAUGAUUGUUCCAUCCGGUUCUGUUUUUCUUGUAAAACCAAUUUCAUUCUCUGGUCCUAAUUGUGAGCCAAACAUUGUUUUUCAGUUAGAUGGAAAAAUCAUUGCUCCUACAAGCUCUUCAGCUUGGGGCUCAGGUACUUUGCAAUGGCUUGAAUUCACUAAGCUAAACAAGAUUACAAUCAAAGGAAAAGGUGUCAUUGAUGGACAAGGCUCGGUUUGGUGGAAUGGCAAUGAGAAACUUCCGAAAACCAAACCAACGGCACUAAGAUUCUAUGGAAGUGAUGUUGUAACAGUUACUGGAAUAACAAUUCAGAACAGUCAACAAACUCAUCUCAAAUUUGAUUCAUGCACAAAUGUUCAAGUUUUUGAUAUAACAGUUUCAUCACCCAGUGAUAGUCCUAACACUGAUGGAAUUCACCUUCAAAAUUCUCAAGAUGUUGUCAUCUAUAGCAGCACACUUGCUUGUGGUGAUGAUUGUGUGUCGGUACAAACAGGAUGUUCUAACAUAUUGGUGCAUAACGUGAAUUGUGGACCUGGUCAUGGAAUUAGCAUCGGAAGUCUUGGAAAAGAAAACACAAAAGCUUGUGUUUCAAAUGUCACGGUUCGCGAUGUUACUAUCCAAAACACUUUGACUGGUGUUAGAAUCAAAACAUGGCAGGGAGGUUCUGGUUCUGUCCAAAACAUCAUGUUCUCAAACAUUCAAGUUUCAGAAGUUGAAACACCAAUAACAAUUGAUCAAUACUAUUGUGAGGGUGGAAGGUGUCAUAAUGAAACAUCGGCAGUUGCUGUAUCAAGCAUACAUUAUGUGAAUGUAAAAGGAACAUAUGUUAAAGAGCCUAUUCAUUUUGCAUGUAGUGAUAGUUUACCUUGUAAAGGUAUAACACUUGACACUAUAAAGCUAGAAUCAAGCAAAAGCUCAAAUGUUCCUUUUUGUUGGGAGGCAUAUGGUGAGUUGAAAACUCAAAUUGUUCCUCCGGUUGAUUGUCUUCAAAGAGGGAAUCCAUCAAGAGGUGGAAUCAUUUCGAGCGAAGAAAGUUCGUGUUGAUUUAUGAAUAAAAACGUGUCUGGUAUUUGAAACAUCAAUGUUUUUGUGUCUAUGUAUUAAGGAUUAUCAUAUAUAGUAUAUAGGCUCUAUAUAGAAGAUUGUUAUAUUGGUUUCCAAAAUAGUGUGUUAGGGAAAUUAAGAUUAUACAUAUAUAGGAAGUUGCUAUAGGUUUCCAAAAGACAGCAAGAAUAUAAUUUAAAGAAGGGUUGAAGAGAAGGUGUACAAGCAUCUAUGUUUAUAUAUUUAAAUGGAACAAUUGAUCU